This is a messenger RNA of Leptosomus discolor (cuckoo roller), 2186 nucleotides long. The record is from RefSeq and is a predicted model, not a curated record. NCBI's taxonomy places the organism in Eukaryota, Metazoa, Chordata, Aves, Leptosomiformes, Leptosomidae.
GUAGGAAUGGAGGGGAAAAAACUGAUUUCUGCAACAGACACUCAGUAUUCUAGUGUGCUCCUUCAGUCUUUGAAUGAACAACGAGGCCACGGACUUUUUUGUGAUGUCACUGUUAUCGUGGAGGACCGGAAAUUUCGAGCUCACAGAAACAUCCUUUCGGCCUCAAGCACUUACUUCCACCAGCUUUUCUCAGUGGCUGGGCAAGUGGUCGAACUGAGCUUUGUAAGGGCAGAGAUUUUUGCAGAAAUUCUUAACUAUAUUUAUAGUUCCAAAAUAAUCAGCAUUCGAUCCGAUUUACUUGAUGAACUGAUUAAAUCAGGACAACAGCUGGGUGUGAAAUUCAUAGCUGAUCUGGGCAUACCUCCGUCUGAAGGAAAAAAUAUGCCAAGCGAGGUCAAAGGUGGUGCUUCAGGAACCUCAACUUCUAGCCCAGGCCAAAAGGAUGCUGAAACACAAGUACCUGUAAUAAGGCCAGAGAGUCGAGAGGUAGCGGAUGGGAUGCCGGUUAUAACGCAAUCAUUCUCCUUACAUGGCAUAGAAUAUGAGACUACGAAAAUUACAGUGAGUGAUUCAGACGAUGAGGAUGAUGAUGUAAUUUUUUGCUCUGAGAUUGUUCCCCCAAAAGAAUGUACUAAAGAUACAAAUGCUGGAACCCAGAACCUGCCUUGCUCAAGUCCAGCUGGAGUUUCUGACCAAAAAUCGUGUGGCAGUGGUGGCUCUCCCCAUUUGACGAGCAGCACAGCAGCUCCAAAACUCACUCCGUCUGCCAGUCAGCUAAGCCCAAACCAAACACAAUCAAGUGCCGAAUCGCUUGUCCCUGCCACGCCGCAGCAUUUGACUCCUAAUAUCAUUGUGCUAAAUAAGCCUCUGCUUAACUCCUCGCUCAGUGCCAGCUCCUUGCAUCAAACACAUGUGACCCCCACAAUUAAUUUAGUUGAGGAGAACCAGCAGCCGUCUAAUAAUGGCUCCUUAACUGAAGUGGAAACAACUGCUGUUGAUGAUGAAGAGGUUGCUGAAGAUGAUGUCGAUGUCAUUAGCUCUUCUAGUCCUGGUUCAGUCAGCAGUAGCUCUUUGGUUCAGCAACCUUCUCUACCCAAGGCAGCAACCCCUGAAGGAUCGGGUGUACAGAAAAAACAGGUGGUUACGUUUUCAGAAGAGCCAUUUUCUAAACCUGGAGAAUUUAAAAUAAAAAUCUCAGAUGUCCUUACUGGAAACAACAAGGAAUUUGGUUCAGGUGUAGCACCAAAGCAUGUGGCAGAAGGGCAGAAAAUCAUAACGUUGGAUACAGCAACUGAAAUAGGAGGCUUAUCCACAGGCUGUAAGGUGUAUGCGAAUAUCGGUGAGGACACAUACGACAUAGUCAUUCCUGUCAAGGGUGAUUCCGAGGAGGGCGAAGCCAAGCCUGCUGAGACACCUAGGACAUCUGGUGGUGCUUCUCCGAACAGAAAACGCAUGAAAGUAAAGCACGACGACCACUACGAGCUCAUAGUGGAUGGAAGAGUCUACUACAUCUGUAUCGUGUGCAAGAGAUCGUACGCGUGCCUGACGAGCUUGCGGAGACAUUUUAACGUUCACUCCUGGGAGAAGAAGUAUCCGUGUCGAUACUGCGACAAGGUUUUUCCUCUUGCAGAGUACCGUACAAAGCAUGAAAUUCACCACACCGGUGAGCGAAGGUACCAGUGCUUGACGUGUGGCAAAACUUUCAUCAACUACCAAAUUACGGCCUCCCACAUAAGAUCAGUUCAUAGCCAAGACCCUUCUGGAGAUACCAAGCUUUAUCGGCUGCAUCCUUGCAGGUCUUUGCAGAUCAGACAGUACGCGUACAUAAGCGAUCACUCGAGCAGUAUACCAGUCAUAAACGAGGGUGGAAUUGUUUAUCGCGUUGGCACAGGGAAGGAUGGCACUGAAGGAACAACAUCUAACCCUCCAGCCAAACAAAUUACCUGGGAUGACAUUUUCAUUCCGCAGGGAAAUGAAGCAAUUUUUAAACAAAAUCCAUCAGAGGGAAGUACUGAAUUUGAGUUUGUAAUACCGGAGUCUUACUGAAACGCAUUAAAUGCUGGAAGAAGGAUUCUCUGCAGAAAUACUGCAGCUGUUUUAAACGAACUGUUAAAACCACUGUAAAAUCAAAUGUUAAAGUGAAAACAACUUGUUCUACCAAGUCAUCAAAUGGUGGUAGCACUUAG